Messenger RNA from Nematolebias whitei (Rio pearlfish), 2623 nucleotides. RefSeq names its product elongator acetyltransferase complex subunit 3 (gene elp3). The transcript has 15 exons. Gene Ontology annotation, cellular component: cytoplasm; nucleus; elongator holoenzyme complex. Gene Ontology annotation, molecular function: acyltransferase activity, transferring groups other than amino-acyl groups; iron-sulfur cluster binding. The coding region runs from base 128 to 1789 and encodes 553 amino acids. NCBI's taxonomy places the organism in Eukaryota, Metazoa, Chordata, Actinopteri, Cyprinodontiformes, Rivulidae. Gene Ontology annotation, biological process: tRNA wobble base 5-methoxycarbonylmethyl-2-thiouridinylation. The record is from RefSeq and is a predicted model, not a curated record.
CGAUAGAAGCCGUGUGUACUCGGCACGUGAAGUUGUUUACUUUUUUUUUUUCAAGAGUCGACGGUCUAAUGUGGACGUUUUAACAGUCCUCCGUCGUUUGGGCUUUGACGAAGUGUUUUUAAGAUAAAUGGGGAAGCCAAAGAAAAAGAGUGACCUCAGCCGAGCUGAGCUGAUGAUGAUGACCAUCGCUGACGUCAUCAAACAGCUGGUUGAAGCCCAUGAACAGGGCAAAGACAUCAACCUUAACAAAGUGAAGACCAAAACCUCAGCUAAAUAUGGACUGGAAGCUCAGCCUCGAUUGGUGGAUAUCAUUGCAGCUGUUCCACCUCAGUACCGCCGGGUUCUGGUUCCCAAACUCAAAGCCAAACCAAUCCGCACUGCCAGUGGGAUUGCAGUUGUAGCUGUGAUGUGCAAACCACAUCGAUGUCCUCAUAUCAGCUUUACAGGAAACAUCUGCGUGUACUGUCCAGGUGGACCGGACUCUGACUUUGAGUACUCCACACAGUCUUACACCGGCUAUGAGCCAACGUCCAUGAGAGCGAUCCGAGCUCGGUACGACCCGUACCUUCAGACCAGAAGUCGAGUGGAGCAGCUGAAGCAGCUGGGCCACAGUGUGGACAAGGUGGAGUUCAUCGUGAUGGGGGGGACCUUCAUGGCUCUGCCUGAAGACUACAGAGACUCCUUCAUCAGGAACCUCCACGACGCCCUGUCUGGACACACGUCCAACAACGUGGCCGAAGCUGUCAGGUACUCGGAGCGCAGCGGCACCAAGUGUGUGGGAAUCACCAUAGAGACGCGUCCGGACUACUGCCUGAAGCGCCACCUGAGCGACAUGCUGAGCUACGGCUGCACGCGGCUGGAGAUCGGCGUGCAGAGCGUUUAUGAAGACGUGGCCCGUGACACCAACAGAGGUCACACAGUGCGAGCAGUGUGCGAGUCCUUCCACCUGGCCAAGGACGCUGGCUUCAAAGUGGUCGCCCACAUGAUGCCAGACCUGCCCAACGUGGGCAUGGAGCGGGACGUGGAGCAGUUCAUUGAGUUCUUUGAGAAUCCGGCCUUCAGGCCCGACGGUUUGAAGCUCUACCCAACGCUCGUGAUUCGAGGCACGGGGCUGUACGAGCUGUGGAAGACGGGACGGUACAAGAGCUAUUCUCCGAGCGCUCUGGUGGACCUGGUGGCACGAAUUCUGGCUCUGGUUCCCCCCUGGACACGAGUGUAUCGGGUGCAGAGGGACAUCCCCAUGCCCCUGGUGAGCUCUGGUGUGGAGCACGGUAACCUGAGAGAGUUGGCCCUAGCCAGGAUGAAGGACAUGGGCACCGAGUGUCGAGACGUGAGGACCAGAGAAGUGGGCAUUCAGGAGAUCCACCACAAAGUCAGGCCUUACCAGGUGGAGCUGGUGAGGAGGGACUACGUGGCCAACGGUGGCUGGGAGACCUUCCUGUCCUACGAGGACCCGGAGCAGGACAUCCUUAUCGGCCUGCUGCGGCUGCGGCGCUGCUCUCCUCAGUCCUUUAGACCUGAGCUGAAAGGAGGAGUGUCCAUCGUCCGCGAGCUGCACGUGUACGGCAGCGUGGUCCCUGUGAGCAGCCGAGACCCCAGCAAGUUUCAGCAUCAGGGCUUCGGGAUGAUGCUGAUGGAGGAGGCUGAGAGGAUUGCCAGAGAUGAACAUGGUUCUGGCAAACUGGCCGUGAUUUCAGGUGUAGGAACAAGGAACUACUACAGGAAGAUGGGCUACGAGCUGGAGGGACCGUAUAUGGUGAAGGACCUCUACGGUCCAGGAAGGGACUGAACUUUUAUCUGGACGCAGCAUGCAGUCUCCAGCACACACGAGUGAUUUUAUUUAUCAGGAGCAGAUUGCUGGGACACGAUUCCUGCGGUGCAGCGGUUCCAGCUUCAGAGGAGAUAAUAACGGUCGGGUUUUGUGCUCGGCUCAUUUGUCUGCUUUUAUCUGGAACACAAAGCUGCUGCGUCUCCUCUGCUUUAUUUAGAUAAGAGGACGGGACUGUGCUGGGGGCGCUUUAGACUUUACAUUUGGAGGUGAACAUAUUUUACAGGAAGUGUUUGGUUAAAGACAGGUGUGUGUGGGCUGACGUCUGAAAAUCACCAGGUGAAUUCGCUUUGAACCGCUCAGGAUCCAUGACAUGAAACAACAACCUGCAGAGGACGCUUUUACCUUUUAGGGAUGUUUUCAAAGUGAAACUCUGUGGAUAAUUAAUAUCCUACAUGUUGCUCACUACUAUAGCUAACACUUCCAUACGUAACUUUUGAAAUUAACCCUAUUCAAGAUGGCCGCCACAGUUAAAGGUAUAAAUGUCUAACUCAGUCAGUUUCAUACAGCUAAGGUGAUGUAGCGGAGUCAUCCCAAACACACACUUUCAGAAAAUGUUGCUGAUAUUUACAUGAAAAUCUCACUUUGUUCGUCACCGCAAACAGCAGCAGCUAGCUGUAGCACUUCUGGGGCGCCUCCUAUGGGAAGAUAAAAUUUCUGCCAGAAUCGUCUUGAAGCUGAUGACAGUUUAAAGGUUUGUGUAAGAAAUGUAGAUGUUUGGAGCUGUUAGCUUGUUAGUUAUUUAGUGAACAGAAAGAUGGCGGCGACUCCGUUAACGUCUGUUGACUAAAACUG